Messenger RNA from Beauveria bassiana ARSEF 2860, 3900 nucleotides. Its product is annotated as viral A-type inclusion protein repeat domain-containing protein. Lineage: Eukaryota; Fungi; Ascomycota; Sordariomycetes; Hypocreales; Cordycipitaceae. The transcript is spliced from 4 exons. Bases 1 to 3900 code for a protein of 1299 amino acids. The record is from RefSeq and is a predicted model, not a curated record.
AUGUCGAGCAGUGCCACGGCUCCCAAGACCGCGUCGCCGCGCGCUCCUGGCACGACCGCCACGUCGAGAGCAACGGGGGCUACCGCCACAUCUGCCUCUCGCCGACCAACUACGAGCACCUCGACAACUUCGACUGCCAGAACCACCACCGCCGCCGGCCUCAGCAAGCCGCCUACUCGUCCGCCUUCAUCGGUCACGCCUGCUGCGAGUGCUACCCGUCGCCCAACGUCCUCGUCCACCACCGCUACGCACCGCAGCCGUGCCAGUGUCAGUGCCAGCGAGGAUGAGAAAAAGCCUGCCAUCUCGGCCACUACUGCUAGGCGCGCCAGCACCCUCGUAACAAGCCCGGGCAAAUCCACGACUGAGAGAAAACCAGCUGUUCCGACCGCGGGCUCUGCAAGGAAACCUGUUACUGCAGCCAGUUCUACUGCCAGCCGAUCUUCCCUCUCCGGAACCCCAGCUCGCACGACCGCUGCCCGUUCUGCUCCCACAGCCGGAGCAGCUGCUGCCACAAGACGUCUUUCCAGUGUUGGUGGCAUUUCGUCUCCAGCUGGACCCCGCCUCGCUGCCCGGCCCGCAUCGAGAGCUAGCACUCCCGGCGACGCAUCGAGAGAGCUUGAACAGCUCAAGACUGAGCUCGCUUCUAAAGAUGGAGAGAUCGCUGCUCUCAACGAUCAGAUCAAGGCUUCUGAGGUGACCAUCGCCGAGCUGCGCGAUCAGACCGAGAAGCCUGCUGAAUCCACCGAGAUCGCAACCCCGGUGCGAGAUGACCAUGCCAUUACUGCACUCAAGUCGGAACACGAAGCUAGCAUCUCUGCCCUCGAGAACCAACUCGCCGAGGCCUUGGACGCCCGCCAAGCUCUCGAGGCCAGCCUAGAAGAUAAGACCAAAGCUCUUGAGGAAGCUACGACUAAAUUUGUCCAGAAUGAUGCUGAUUCUCCUGCCCACGAGAGCGCUCUGGCUGAACUCAAAUCGGGUCACGAUGCAUCUGUUGCUGAGCUGGAGAAGAAGAUUCGAGAGCUGACUGCUGCCAAUGCUACUCUGACCGCUGCCAGCGGUGACAAGACCGAGUCUGACAAGCAGCUGGCUGCUCUCCAAGCUGAGCUCGCCAAUACCAAGAAGGAAUUGAAGGACGCUCAGAGCAAUUCCGAGCAAGAAUCCGCAACCACUGAGCUGCAGCAGCAGCUGGAGGCCAAGACUGCGGAGCUUGCCUCGGUUCAAGACACACUGCAGCAGCUGCAGCAGAAGAAUAGUGACAUCCAGACCUCACUUGCUGACAAGGAUGCUGAUAUUGCGACUCUCAAAACUAUGCAUGAUGCGCGCAUGAAGCAGAUUUCCCAGGACUAUGAGAACGAAAUAGAGAGCCUUCGAGGUGACGCCUUCUUCAAGCGCAAGCACGAGGAACUCGAGGGGCAACAUGAGACGCUCAAGUCUUCUUUUGCUGAACUCGAGGAGCAGCUUGCUGCCUUGCAAUCCUCGUCUGCCGAAGUUGCUGAGAUACGCGCCAAGGAGCUUGCUGACGCCAAGGCUCUGCACGCCGAUGCCAUUGCUUCUUUUGAAGCCAAAAGCCUCGACCACCAAAAGGCGCUGGACGCCCUUAAUGAAAGCCACACUCGGGAGCUUGCUGUUGCCAAGGCCGAUGUCUCCACUGCCAGCGAAGCACAUAUGGCGAGCCUGGACGCUCUCAAGGCUGAGCACCAGGCUGCUCUGAGCGAGUUGCGCGACAGCCACGCUAAGGAGCUUGAGACCGCCAAGGCUGGUGCUUCAUCGGCUAGCAAAUCCCACAUUGAAGAUCUUGAGGCCCUCAGGGCCGAGCACGAAAAAGCCUUAGCCCAGCUGCGCAACAACCACGCCAGUGAGCUCGAGGCUGCCAACAGCAAGGCCACUUCUAUCAGCGAGACUCUUCUGGGAGAUAUCAAGACCCUGAAGACUGAACACCAGCGGGCCAUUGAUGAAAUUCGUGAGACCCAUGCUAAGUUACUCGAGACUGUUGAUGACCUGAAUAAUACCCAUGAAGCAACCCUGCAUGCCGUCAGGACUGAGCAUCAAAGGGUCAUUUCUGUGAUUCGUGAAGAUCACGCGCAAGAGCUAUUGUUGACUAGAAACAACCUCAAGGCUGAGGCUCAAGAGGGGCUUCAGCAAGAGUUGACAGACCUUCAGCAAGAGUUGGCGAAUCUCAGAGAUGAGCACCAGCAGCGACUUCUGGAAUUGAGGCAGGCUCAUGCCAAGGAGCUCGAAGUUGCCAGGGCUGAUGCUGCCGCUGCAACCGAGUCCGAAUUUGACCUGAAGGCGCUCAAAGCUCAGCAUGAACAAGCUCUGUCUGAGCUACGUGACAGCCAUGCUAUGGAGAUGGCGUCUGCCAAGGCUGACGUAACGAACGCUCAAAAGACUCAAUCCGCGAACUUCGAAACUCUGAAGGCCCAUCAUAUCGUAGAGCUCAAAGAAGGCGAAACUCGACACGAAAAGGCGCUUGCAGAGGCUGAGGCAAACUACCAGAUUCUUUUGCAGACCGUCAAGAAUGAGCACCAAGAAAAAUUCAAUCUGGCAUCCGCUGAACAUGAAAAGCAGCUCGAGAGGCUCAGGACCCAGCAUAUGGAACAGCUGGAGCUCGCCAAGCGCGAUACCGAUACCGCACAUACUGCGAAGUUGGAGCAGCUCACGGCUGCCCAUGCCGAGGAAUUGGAAUUGCUUAAAAAGGAGAAAGCUGAAGUCAGCGAGAGACUUUUGGCUUUGGAAUCUGACGCUGCCACUCACAAGGACCAAGCCGGUAAGAAGCACGCUGAGGAACUGAUUGCGCUCAAGGCCGAGCUUGAAGCUUCUCGAGCUGCUCUUGAAGAGGUAGAGGCCAGCGGGUCCCAUGCUCUUGAGUCUGCCCGCCUCGAACUUGAGGAGAGCCACGCCAACGAAGUCGAGAAGCUCAUUGGAAUGCACCAGGAUGCGAUGGAUGCUAUGAAGGCGCACGGUGUCAGUGCUCGUAAGGACCUGGAGGAACUGUCAGCCCUGCACUCGAAGACGAUAGAAGACGUCAUGGCUGAGCACCGACAGACCACCGCCAGCCUGGAGGACAAGAUUGCCGCUCACAGUGCUUCCAACACGGAUCUGCAGGAGGCCCUUGAAUCGGCGAAGGAAGCGUUGAGCAAGGCUCAGGAAGAAAUCGAGGGCAUUAGCCAGGAGCUUGCCAACGAAAAAAUGGAGCGCAUGACUGCUCUUGCUGAAUUGGACGCUGUCAAGAGCGCCAAGCCCAACACUUCUGUUGCAGACGCAUUGAAGGAGGAGCUGCAAACCUCGAAGCAGCAAUUCGAAGAGAAGCUUGCUUCUGCCACGGCAGAGGCUCAGAAGAUGCAGGCUGAGCUCGACGCGACGCUUGAGAAGCUCAAAAAGUCCGACGAGAGCAGCCAGCAAGUUCGGCAAGAGCUCGAGGCUCUGCGCGAAGAGGUGGCCACCAAGGAGCAGACUGCGAAGUCUGACUACCGCGACCUGAAUGAUAGCAUGACUGCUCUCGUGGAGGAGGCAUCAACUAAGGGCAAGAAGCUCGAGUCGGAGCUCGAGGAGACUAUUGCUAAGCUCCAGUCCUCGGAGAAGAGGCUCGAUGAGCUGCAGGCGCAUGUGAAUGUCAAGGAUGCCGAGUUGGCAGAAGCAAGGGCAAAGGGUACAAGUAGCAAGCCCAAGGGCCUGGCUGGUAGCAUGUACGCUGGCGCUGCUGAUGAAGAAAAGGAGAGCGUGGCGACGGAGGACGAAUCUCGCAAAGGUGAGGCGGAUGAAGAUCACUCCUCGGUAGCACUAGCAUCUCUGUCUAAAGCCCGCUUGACGGCCAAGCAGAUAGACUCUCUUGAUCGCGAGAUGAGGGAUCGCAACCUACAGCUGCUGCAAUCCAUCACCAACCCGCAGUCUCAGACUUGA